This is a messenger RNA of Arabis nemorensis, 621 nucleotides long. NCBI's taxonomy places the organism in Eukaryota, Viridiplantae, Streptophyta, Magnoliopsida, Brassicales, Brassicaceae. The record is from the annotation of a GenBank genome assembly.
AUGGGAAAAAGAAUUGUGGUGGACAAAGCUUAUCUCUACGAAGAAGACAAACCACUCACCGUCUGCAAAACUUCUCUUUUCUACACCGGCGAUGGUUUCGCCGCCUACGACUGUAACGGCGAUAUCAUCUUCAGGGUCGAUUCGUACGGACCAGACACUAGAGAUAACGAUGAGUUUGUCCUCAUGAACGCUACCGGAAAGUGUCUCCUCACCGUUAAACGAAAGAGACCGACUCUGCACCAGAGAUGGGAAGGGUUUCUCGGAGAGAGAUCGGAGGGUCAGAAACCGAUCUUUAGCGUCCGGAGAUCGUCGAUAAUCGGACGGUGCACGAUGGAAGUAGAAGUGUACGACGGAGCAGGAGAAGAGUACAUAAUCGAAGGAGACUUCUCGCAACGAAGCUGUGUCAUAUACGACACAGAGAAGAGAACUGUGGCUGAGAUUAAACGCAAAGUAGACGUGUCAACGAACGUGAUGCUUGGUCGUGAUGUGUUCACUCUCGACAUUAAACCUGGUUUCGAUGGUGCUUUCGCUAUGGGUUUGGUUCUUGUACUUGACCAGAUCAACGGUGAUGAUCCUGUUGAGAUUGGUGAUGAACAGGUGCACCCUUUCGUAGAGGAUUAA